ACAUCCGGGGAAAAACAACAACAACAACAACAACAACAACAAAACAUUUCAAUGUCAAGUUUCAGUACGAUUUAAAAGAAAAACAACAUAAUGUAAAAGUUACUUACAAUCAAAAAUUAUUUAAUUAUGAUUUAGCUGUUGUUUAACUGGUUCCGAGAAUGAAAACUUCUAACUUGUUAUAGUAAUCGGACAUCUCAUUUCGGGUAUCUAAUUAUCUGCAUUACAUCACCUGCUCCAGGUAUGGACAACAAGAUAGCACAGGCAAAUGUAUUGAUUAUACGGAGUAUCUUCUCUCCUUAUUAGACCUUCCUGCUACUAAAUAAAUUGAGAUUUCCUCUGCCAGUACGACUGUUAAACCUGAUGUCGUCAUAGCAUAAUUGCAUCUGAUUAGUAGAUGGCCCCUAUUGUGUUCUUGGUCAGAAGUCACAGGCCCGUAAAGCUGAAAAAGGUUUUUUGAUCAACAAAUGGAAAACACUAGGAGCCUACAGCUGCCAGCCAUCGUAGGAUGAUUGCCUGUGGUCAGUAAAUGAUCCCUAAUACUUCUGGUUGGGAAUUUCUCCAGUAAAGUCGUCUCCAAAUGAAGUCUCCAUACUCGGACUUUUAUAACUAUCCGAGAGAUAUGAUGUUCAAGCCAAAGAGGAAAGGUUGCCGACUGACCAAGAUAAACAUUCUGGUUGUCUCCGUGCUAGGUGUAGGCUUACUGAUAACAAUAUUGAACAUUUACCAGCUGCGACAGUUGAAAGAAGAACAUCUUUAUCAUACGAAGGAUCACCUUUACUCAGAGGUUGAAGGUAGUGCUGGAAAGGCUACCAAGAAUUCACCUGUGGUUUGGAUCUCUGGGAAACAUUUGGAGAAUGGCUACCUGGAUCAUGUGAAAGCCGUGUUUGAGCGGUUAGGUUUUUUUGUGACGAAUGGAGACGAAGAGUGGGAUGUAUUGUGGGUCCAUGACUAUCCUUUUAUUAAAAUGGCAAAACUUAUGACACGACUAAAACCACAUCAAAGGGUAAAUCAUUUCCCAGGUUCCGGAUAUAUAACAAACAAGGGCAGUUUAGCUACCUUACAGCUAGAUGCCUUCCCUAAAGCUUUCAGAGUACCAAAGGAUAAAGAAAAACUUCUGCAAUAUGCCAAGGAACAUCCAGAGACCAAUUGGGUACAGAAGAAUAAUAACCAUAGAGGAAUUAAAAUUAAACAGAUUGGAGAGCUAGACUUUGAAUCAGAAGGCUCUUUUGUUCAAGAGUUUGUCGCAAAACCAUUACUUAUAGAUGAGAGGAAAUUUGAUAUUGGAGUGUAUACCAUUCUGACGUCAUUGAAUCCGCUGAGAGUUUAUAUAGUGAAUGAUGAAUCACUUUUCAGGUUUUGUUCAAAGAAUUACUAUCCAUUUGAUAUGAGUGAUGUAAACAAGUAUGUUGUAAAUGAUAAUUACACACCUAUGUGGGAGAUGCCUUCAUUAAAAGAUCUGUAUGCGAAUCAGAAAUACAGCUUUCAGGAAUCCUUCAACAGAUACAUGAUCAAUAAAGGAAAAAAUGUAACUAAGAUAUGGGCAGAUAUAUAUGACACAAUAAGGGCUGUAUACAUGAAGAAACAACCAACAUUAAUGUCUUCAGGGGCAAAGUAUAAAACUACAAAGAAUUUCUUUGAGAUGGUGAGGUUUGAUUUUGUGUUAGAUGAGCAGCUGAAAGUUUACCUCAUGGAGGUAAAUAUGUCACCUAACUUGGCAACAGGGCAUUUUAGAGGUAACAGAAGGCUGUAUGAACAUGUUGUAUACAAUGUUCUGCGAGUGUCAGGAGUAGCUUCCAUGGUGGAGAACCAUUUCCAUACAAGCAACAAGAAUCUAGAUGAGAUGUUGGCCUCGGACCGGGAAACAGCUGUAUUUUCAGACUGGUGUACACUCCCAGAAUGUUAUGGUCAUUGUGAAAAUCAAAAGUGUUCUUUAUGUAGCUAUUGUUUGUCUUCGGAAGAAAAACUAGACUUCAGACGUGCCUACCUGGAACAUAUUAACAGAGGCAGCUGUAAACGGUUGUUCCCUCCAGAUAUUAAACGAGAAGAAGCAUUAAGAUGGACACCAGACCAUGAUGUGUUUGAACUGACAAACUACAAUCAUAAAACUAGAACUAUGUAUAUGUGGUUUAUUGGAAUGUGUAGGAAAGAUCUGACAUUCUGUAGCUAAUAAGGGAGACAAGUUUGAUAGUGCUAAAACUGACACUGAUCAAGGGAGACAACUUUGCGAGUGCUAAAACUUACACUGAUCAAGGGAGACAACUUAGUGAGUGCUAUACUGACAUUGUAAGAUUCGGAGACAAGUCAAAGAUUGGAGGCAACAACCAAUCCUUGUGGCAAUAACAGAAUUAAGUGCAAUACAACUGGACUGACUUUGUGGAUUUAUUGCCACUUUUCAUGCUCUGCCAGUGAUGUUUUGAACCAACUAUAUUUCAUGGGAACAAAGUUUCAGAAAAGUGGUAAAAAAGUAUUACAAUUGUGGAAUCAAAGUGUGCAUAUUUGUAUGUGAAAGUGGCCUUAAAAAAAGCAUAUACAUGAUUUUGUUUCAGCAUAGUAAGUUAUUCUAGAAAAAAACACUCAAUAUAUGUGCUUAUGUAUUGCUUGACUGCAAAGCGAGGCAACAUAAAAUUAUGUACACAAGUCUGUGUAAGGGUAAAAAUGAUUUUAUUGUACUCCUUAAACAGAUGUUUAAGUUACAUUUCUACAUUCCAGUUAAUACUUGAUAUUAAAUUAAUAGUUCAAACUCCUGUAUUCAAGACAAAACAGUGGACACAAAAUAUUAAAACACUUGAGACUAUUUACACAAAAUUUAACUGUCUAAGUUAUGUUUUAAUGAAUUAUAAUGUAUUUUUUACCUUUUAAAGGUGUUUGGAAUUCUUUAAACUAUAUUUAUUACAAUUCAUGUCAUUAGAGCAUUUUAUUUUUUUGCCCUUCAGAAGAGCAUCGAGCUUUUUAUACUGUGUGAAAUUACAGUUUUAGGACCUAACCCCAUAUUUUUUAACUCUCAAAGGAGAAUGUAAAUAUUUAUACUGUUUUACAAAAAGCAUUUUGGAUGAAUAUUGUAUAAUAAUAACCUGUUUAUAUACAAAACUGAUUUUAUGAACUUCAGCAAUACAAUAAUGACAUGAAGUUAACAUAAUGUAUUAUCUCUACAAAAUUAUAUUUGAUUUUAAUAUAUUUUGCUAUAAACCCAGUCCUUCUAAUUUCUUUUACCCAUAUUUUAACAUUAUAUUCAAUAUAUGCUUUUAUUAUUGAAUUUAUUAUUGAAUUUAUUAUUGUAAGCAUUAUACAUUUUGUCUAUUAAUAUUUUUAGCAGAAGUGAAGGCUUUAUUUAGUAUUAUGCAGUUUGUAUAUUCCCUGCAGUGAGCUCUCACAUGAUAAUAUAUCAUUCCUCCCAUUUCUUACUUUGUCAUUUUUCAAGCAUUAUAUUAUUUUAUCCUGAGUAUUAUAUUGUUUAGUCAAAAAAGACACAAAUAAAAUGAUACAAAAUUUAAUAUAUCAUAUUUUGGAUGAUAAAAAGAAGAAAGGCUUAAACAUCAUAACCUGAAUUGUUUGUUGUUUGAUUUUUAUUAUAUAUUUCACAUAUAACAUACCCCAAAUGGUAUGAGAACUUAGGAAUUUUAAUUUGAAUUUGACAUACAUGGAUAACACACUUGUGAAACUUAUGUUAGAAGCAUUAAAACCUGUAUAUUUUUAGCUUCCCUGAGUACAAAGUGCUAGGGAUGAGCUAUUGUGAUUAUUCAGCAUCCAGCAUUUGUCCAUCCUUCCAUUCACACUUUUCAUCAAACAACAUUUCCUCUGAAACCGUGCGGGGGAAGUUGAUUAAAGUUGGCCUGGUUGUUCCUUGGGUGGUCUUCUUCCAAAACUGUUUGAGCUGUUUCUCUUGGUUGCACAUAGGGGCUGCCAGAGCUAAAAAUAGAAAAAUCUUCAAACAUCUCCUUAAUCGCUUGUCCCAUUUUGAAAUUAUUUCAUGUAACCCUUAACCUGCUGGCAUGAUUUUCAAAUGAUUUGGCACAAACAGUCCUUGUUUGAUCCUCUACAAAGAUUGUUCAAAUCUAUUCUGUUUCGUCAAAGAAACAUGGCCGCCAGGGGGUGUGGUCACUUUUCCCUAUAUGUAUGUAAAUUCUUCUUGUUUGAUGUUGUCUCUUAGUAUCCUAUGUCAUCAUUCCCCCAGUCUCUUACCCAGAAAACACUGGCACUACUUCAAAAUGAUUUCACAGACAUUUUCCUUGCAUAACCAUCUACCAAACUGUUCAAGCAAGUGGUAUUACUCAGGUGAGAGGCUUAGCGCCAUCAUGACUCAAGGGUCUAUGUAGCUACACUGUUGAUUCAUCAGACAAUUUGUAGCAAAAAGUUCCUACACAAGUAUUGAAAUCUCAACUUCUAUUAUAAAAUAAUGAAUCUCAUUUCUUAAGUGAGAUUAUGCUGAUAAUUUUGUUUAGUACCUCAUGCAAAUAUAUCACCUCAUGCA
This is a messenger RNA of Mercenaria mercenaria, 4468 nucleotides long. RefSeq names its product probable tubulin polyglutamylase ttll-15. Lineage: Eukaryota; Metazoa; Mollusca; Bivalvia; Venerida; Veneridae. The transcript has 17 exons. The coding region runs from base 578 to 2167 and encodes 529 amino acids. The record is from RefSeq and is a predicted model, not a curated record. Gene Ontology annotation, biological process: protein modification process.